CGCGCCAACUGCGCUCUUCGUUGUCCCGACUCAACUCGGCUCUCGGCCAGCGCUCAGCUCGCCUGGCCAGGGCAUACGCCUGGCAUGCUCACCUCUGCGCCCUGGCCGAGCUG
This is a messenger RNA of Protopolystoma xenopodis, 113 nucleotides long. Lineage: Eukaryota; Metazoa; Platyhelminthes; Monogenea; Polystomatidea; Polystomatidae. The record is from the annotation of a GenBank genome assembly.